This is a messenger RNA of Phycomyces blakesleeanus NRRL 1555(-), 4892 nucleotides long. RefSeq lists its product as hypothetical. The transcript is spliced from 17 exons. Gene Ontology annotation, biological process: ribosome biogenesis. Gene Ontology annotation, cellular component: nucleolus. The coding region runs from base 1 to 4743 and encodes 1580 amino acids. Lineage: Eukaryota; Fungi; Mucoromycota; Mucoromycetes; Mucorales; Phycomycetaceae. The record is from RefSeq and is a predicted model, not a curated record.
AUGUCCGAAUUGUCGUCCGAAAAGAUCGCAAGGGCCCUAAAAGGAGCAGGACUUUCUUCAAAGCAGAGGAUUGAAGCUGCAACCGAAGCUUGGCUUAACGAUGAUCUAUUUUUUCCUAACAAGGAUGAUUUUCUCUUUGAGUGGCUAUGCAAUUUGUUAAUCCGAUCUAAUUUGAAAAACCCUAAUGAGUCUCCACUACUGAAUAUAGCUUAUUGGCAGCUACUUAACAAACUUAUGGAACACUAUGACGCGAGAGUAAAGCUGGAUCGCAAAAGAACCCCACCUGUCAUUCGUGCAUAUCUCGUCCUUGCAAUAAGCAGAGUUUUGGAGUAUUUGUACACUAAACUAAAAGACGAUGUGAAGAAACGAACAGAGAUGCUUACAGAACUAAACCAUUGUGUGCAACUCUUGUUCUCGAACUCAUUUACAUAUUCAUAUCGUCCUACAUUUGAACACAUGGCAAUCAUUGUGGAUCAGAUUGCAACUGGCCUGUCCAUUCAAAUUGACCUCACUAAAAAAGGAAGUCUAACCGAAGCUAAAUCAAUGGAAAAUCUUGCACGACUUUCCGAGAACAUUUUAGAACGUUAUGAUAGUCAAAUAAUCCAAGCAGGAAACCCGAGAAAGAUUUAUACUUCAAUUAUAGGAGGAUCCUUUAGAUCACUCUUGGCGAUUAGACGUCGUGUUCUUACACUAGAAGAUGGCCAGACAUACAUCGGUGUCUCCCAAAGGAUAACCGAUGUUCUUACAAAUGCCAUGUUCCAUCCCGACAAUAUUUCAGAAUAUGUCUCCCUUUUGAAAGACGCAUUUGCCAACGUCCAAAACACAAACUCACUUAAACAAAUACCUUAUGUAAAAAGUACAUUUGAUGAAUUGACAAGUAUGGUAACACAAUCAAAGGAUAAAGAAGUUUUAAUUGAUGCAUUGGAUGUCCUUCCUACUUUAUUUUCUAGCUUUGUGGUUGGAUUCCGUACAAAACGCGAGAUGCAAAUUUCAUCAACUAUGCAGGAAAUAGAGCGUACAGUAGAGUUUGGAUUUUUUAUUGAAGCAUUGUCUAUUCUAAACAAGGCAAGAGGAGGCUCCCCGAAGUUUUAUCUAAAGUCGCUCGGUGGAUUGUUGAAGCAGCUUCUUCAACUGAAUGUCUAUAGUGCUCGUAACGAUGAUAUUACUAAAUCUGAGCAGACUGUCCUAAACGUGAUCGGAGAUGAUAUGGUUACUUAUAUGAGUGAUCUAAAGAAGUAUGAUCAAGGCCUUAUAUUCGAUGUGGCAGACACUUUACUACAAAUUGAUCUCUCCUUUAUUGAGUCACGUAUUACUUCUUUCUGGCCUGGACUCUUAAACCCUGUCAAAGAAGCCGAGAAGUCAUGCUUGACAUUCACCAAAUCGGUAUUGCAAGUUUACUCUGCAUCAAGACAAAUUGAUAUUUUUGUCAACGAUUUUCUUGUCGCACUUGACGCCAUUGAUUUUGAAGACGCCUACACAAUUUUAGCCAAACCAUUGUUCUCAAGGGAAUUCUUGGAAGUGUUUGCGAUGACUGUCAAUAAGCAUAUGCCCGCAGCUCAGGCUCUUGCAAUCUUCGAACGUUUCGCCACCGAACUUUACACUGCUGCAAAGCAAGUAUCCCAAACUCCUGCACCGAAGAAACACAAGCGUUCUCAGGCACAAAAGGCAAAUAGAAAACCAGUUGCUCGUUUCAUCAUCGUUUAUCUUGUUGAAUAUGUUGGCGCACUUCGCCUUAGUCAGCAUCAACGUCGAAGCUUUGUAAAGGCGUCAAAAGACCUUUUCGAACAAUUUAUCCAACCAAGUUUAGAGCAGUGGAUGGAGUCAAAAACUGAUAUCGAAUGCACAGCUCUACCUGCUAUUCAGAUACAUUUCUCUUUGACCAACACAUUGUUUGAUGUUUAUUGGAAACACUUGGAGGAAGAUCAGCGCGAGUGGCUGGCAACGGUUCUUAAAGAGGUUUUUAAGAGCAAUUUUAAGAGAAAGACACAGAGUGCAAGAAUUUCAGUAGUUACCAGUGUUGAUGCAUUGCUUCAACAUGCUUACUUUGCAUCCCUUGUUAGUGAGAAUACCCCUGCUAGACAAACUUCCGAGUUAGUAAACACCGCUCUAGAUGCUAUAGUUGAUACAAAACAUGAGGAGGAAGUCUCUUGGGAUGGGACUCUUGUUCACUUAGAUAGCAGCCAGAAGGUUAAUCUUGCUUGUUGGAAGUUGAUCACAGAUGAAUGGUUUGACGUUGUGUGUCGCUUUGUUAGUAACGAGCAUGCUGAAAAGAUCUCCUCGAUUACACUACUAUCUUUGGUUCAUACUCCAAACUCGGAAAAUUACAAUCCUAAUGUUCUCACUUUCCAAGUACUCAAUAAAACCCUGCUACGGUCUGCCAACUUCUACGAAGCUAGAUGCUUGAAAGAUCACACUAUUAAAACUUUGGUAAAGGGACUUAUCGAGCUUUUCCGUGCCGAUAUUUUGGAGCAAAGCUCUAAUCCGUCAACAAAACUGUUGGCUCGCUCAAUAAUUGAUUUAAAGCUUGGUUUCGAAAACCCUCUCAAUUUAUCGGCUGAAGAUAUUUCCAGAUUACGAGAUACUUUGGAACCUUUGGAUGCAAUGGAUGAAGAAAUCAAUGAUGCUAGUACAAAAUGUGUUGAUCAAAUUGCUAUGUUUAUGAAGCUCUUCUCCCUUUUUCCUAUGGAAUACUAUGAUAAAGCUUAUCGUAGACAGGCUAUGGCAUUGUCAUUUUACGCUGAUGCCUGGGUUAUUUCCAACAAAUCUGCCGAUUCAGGAUCCCGCAUCAAAGCAUCCCUUGUGUGUCGAAAUCUUCAAGCAAGACUCAUCAGUACGCAUACAGUCAAACCUUUCUUGGUUCUUGAUCCCAAAUUUCUCAACUGGUUUGUUCAUUCUAUCAACGAACUUCCUACCAACAAUGACUUGAGCGUUAUGAAGCAACUGUCUUCUUUAAAGAAGCUAACCUCUGAUGUUAACCGAGACGUGUUGAGUCUGAUGCUCUCUCAUACUGGAAAAAAGUCACAAGAUGCCUCUGCAUCUGACUAUGUGGAACAGAUAUUAAAACUUAGUGUAGAGCCUCUGAAAAAACAUGAUAAGACCCGCACAAUCGGCGCAAGCAUCUGGAUGACCAGUAUAAUUGAAACCCUCAACAGUUACAUUCGUACUCGUGUCAGCUCCCUGGUUCAUAACAAAAUGCAUAGUUCUUUGGAUAUUAAUGAUACUGUAUAUGCUUCAAAGACCAUUGCCUCUGUUGGCUGUUAUGUGAUUGAAUCACUCGACAAAGCAAAAGAAGAAGUGUCAGAAAUGUUAGAAUUGGUCAGAAUAAUUGAAGAUGAAAAUGAGCAGAACAAAAUUAUUAUGGAUUUUACUACUGAAUUUAUAAAAGCAAACCAUGUCCUUGUACUGGCCCAUUUGCUACAGGAUUAUGUUCAUAAUAUUGGAUCUGCUGCAGAAUCUGUGGUCGAUACUGCUCAAUUAUCAAAGAAGCUUGUGACUCUCUCUUCUCCCUUUAUUCAAUUCAUGCAAGCAUCUCUUCGUCCGUCUACUUUAUUAAGCGCUGAAUUGAAAACGGAAGUGUUGAAUAUGACUACCGCAUUUAUCGCCGCAUUUUGUAUGACCUUGUCGCGUUACCAGCAAGUACAUACCACCAAACGUGUCAUUGCAGUUAUUUGGUUUGUGUAUUCUAUGGUUUCUAAAUCAGGAGAUCAAGCAUCAAUCGACUCCUUAUCGGCUACUUUCUCUGCAUGGAUUCAAACACUUUCUAAGGAAGAAUAUGAAAUUCUUAUCAAAAGCUUUAUUGAAGAAAGUGAAGAGGAGACAGCCCAGAAGGAUGAUAUUGAUCGAUUACACAGCCAUCAAGUAUUCUUGUCAUUACUGAAGCUUGUUGUGUUGAAUAGUACUGAUGCACAAAAAAAUAACCUAAAGAAAUGGAUUCCUAAAUUCGUUCUCAAACAGUCGCUGAUUGUUGGAAAGACACGAUCGUUGGAGCUUUUGUCUCAAACGAUAUUACUUCUUAUCAAUGUAACCUAUGAUAAUGAAUACUCGUUCUCAAGUUUUGACAUGUCGCUUAUCUUAUCUUGCCUACUCCAAAUUGCCAGUCCAAAUGCUCCCGAAAGAUUUGGUGACCAACUCAACAAGGAUAUUGUGUCUGCACUUUUCGACAAUUGCUGCGAUGUGCUUGCAAACAUUCUCCGUAACCACCGUGAUUCAUUAAUUGAUGUUAUGCCUACAUUUUUGGGUAUCAUACAAUCCCUCUUACACUGCUUCAAAUCUACCCAUCUUUCAUUGAUCACAAAGAAGAGAAAGUCGAUCGACAAGAAAAACGGUACAGACGCAUCAGAAUCACUUGUCGCACAUGGAAAAACAAUUGCUUUGUUUGCAAAAUUCGCUCCUUUAGAUGAUUCUUCUGCGGAAAAAUUUGCACGUUUACUUUCCCUCAUACCUCAAAAGAACCCAUCGAACCAGAAAUCCAAUAGUUCUGUAUCACUGGCGUUAUGGCGCUCGAUGCCAAGAUAUGUUCCAUAUGUAUUGAUGGAAUACUUUACUAUCCAGUCAAACUCUACCAUGAGCAUUGCAAGACCUCAGAUCAAGGCUAUACUAACUCCGAGCCUGUAUGAGAUCUUGGACAUGUGCACUGAUGCAGAUCGUAGUUUGAUCAUGACUGCAUUGGAUGGAUCUGGAAAGAGUCUAUUCAAAACAUUCUUUGCAAGCUGGAAAGAUACUCAUAAAUAUACUGGCCAGUAAUAGCUGCAAUUAUAGAACAUUGGCUAGUAUAUGUAACGUUUUAAUUUAUCCUUCACUUUUUUUCUAUCAUUUUUUUUUUCAUUUUAAACUUCAACCUAUUCUUACAUAAAUUACAGUCUUAAAAAACUGUCAAACCUUUUAGGGUACUC